UAUAUGAUUUACAAUGGUUGCUGCCCACGACACUGGAACGUACAGACCCUCGGCCAGCCUCAUAUUGGCUGCUAGGGAGGAUUCCUCUGCAAAGUUUGACUACAGCUUACUUUUAAUAAAACGCAGCGAGCGCACUUCUUAUGCUUUGAAUCACUGCGUCUUUCCUGGUGGCGUGUUCGAUGCCGGGGCGGACGAGUCUCCAGAGUGGAUAACAUAUUUUCACUCUUUUGGCGUGACCGACGAGGAUUUUAAGCGACUGAGCAGCGACCAGGUGUCCGCCAGGUCAAAGUUCCUGUCCUCCGGCCAGAACUUUUCCAGAGAUAUCUCAUUGCGGCUGACCGCUCUAAGGGAGACUUUCGAGGAAGUCGGCCUCCUGCUUUGCUCCAACGAAGAGGGCAUCAGGAGUUGGAAUUGCACGACAGGCGAGCCGCGGACUUUGCUCCUCCAGCCAGAAGAUCGCUCCCAUUGGCAACAGCGAGUGCACAACGAUGCCACUCAGUUCCUGGCAUUAUGUAGGCAUCUCCGCGUCCUUCCCAAUCUCUGGUCCCUCCAAGAAUGGUCCAUUUGGAGGACACCAGCCACUGCAAGUCGCAAGUACGACACUGUUUAUUACAUUACCGCUCUGCAAGCGCCGUCGAAGCAGGUGAGCCUUUUGCUAGAGCCGCAAGAGGUGGCCUCGGCGCACUGGCUGGCUCCGGAAGACGCCUGGACCCAUUCCCAAGAUGGCACUAUAUGGCUGCCGUUCAUGCUGCUCUACGAUACGGCGCGCCUGAUGAACCUGCAUCGUUUGGAGGACCUCUUAAAGUUCUCUCGGGAGCGCAGUGCUUUGGGGACCACAUUGGUGCAGCCUGUGUACUACCGCUGCGACGGAUGCAUGUUUGGAGUGCUUCCAGGCGACGAACUCUACGUAAACCAGCCGGAGAACUGCACACAAGCCAUUAUCCUGUCCGGCUCUGUUGCCGAACUAAACCGCCGUGCCAGGCAGUACAAUCGAUACAUCAUCUACGACUUUCACAAGGUUGUGCUGGCCUCAAACGUUCCUCCCUUGGAUGGACAUCUCCAGCUGCAGGCGAACGUCAACACCCAGCUAGCAAAAUUGUAAUAGAAAUGGCCCCAUUUAUGGGAGAAAAUAUAUUUUUUUGCUACGACA
Drosophila miranda is the source of this 1150-nucleotide messenger RNA. Its product is annotated as nucleoside diphosphate-linked moiety X motif 19. The coding region runs from base 14 to 1102 and encodes 362 amino acids. The transcript has 2 exons. Gene Ontology annotation, molecular function: hydrolase activity, acting on acid anhydrides, in phosphorus-containing anhydrides. Gene Ontology annotation, cellular component: mitochondrion. The record is from RefSeq and is a predicted model, not a curated record. Lineage: Eukaryota; Metazoa; Arthropoda; Insecta; Diptera; Drosophilidae.